Lates calcarifer (barramundi perch) is the source of this 3446-nucleotide messenger RNA. It is a transcript of the gene mogs, whose product is annotated as mannosyl-oligosaccharide glucosidase. The record is from RefSeq and is a predicted model, not a curated record. Gene Ontology annotation, molecular function: Glc3Man9GlcNAc2 oligosaccharide glucosidase activity. The transcript is spliced from 5 exons. Gene Ontology annotation, cellular component: endoplasmic reticulum membrane. The coding region runs from base 315 to 2669 and encodes 784 amino acids. NCBI's taxonomy places the organism in Eukaryota, Metazoa, Chordata, Actinopteri, Centropomidae. Gene Ontology annotation, biological process: oligosaccharide metabolic process; protein N-linked glycosylation.
UUGAAUGCAGCACGAGGAGAAGCGCUACACGUCAGUAGAAGCGAGUACUGACCAGGAAGUGGCGUAGCUAGCUAGCAACGGAGAAUGAGCAGCUGAGACUCUGGCAUUUUGACAGCUUCAGAAGGGCAGGAUGGGCAGGCAGAGGAAGAGGGUGGUGACGGGUGAAGCAGCUCCCCUCCCAACGGAAAGAUGAGAAGCCCUCUGCAUUUCACCGCAAGGAGAAGAAAAAGAAAGUCGAUAUUGGCAAAGUCUUCAUCAACAUCUCCAUCGGCCUUUGCAUAUUCAGUUUGAUUUGGUUCUUUUAUGCCCUCUACAUGCGGUCCAGUCUGGCCAAACGGGUAGUGACUCUGCACCCGUCAUCUCCUGUCCUGGAUGCCAACAGCAGCAGCGCCAAGGUUUCCCCAGAGAGGUUCUGGGGCUCGUACAGGCCGCAGGUCUACUUUGGCAUGAAAACCAGGAGUCCAAGGUCAAUUGUGACAGGCAUGAUGUGGAUGCGUCAGUUUUCUGAUCUGGACGUAAACUUGAGGCACACCUGUGAGCAGGGGGAUCGUUUGCAAGGCUAUGGCUGGCUGAUGCAUGAUGGGCUCACCUUUGGUGUCCAGGAAAUCCGGGACAACGAUUUCAUCCUAACCACAGAAUUUGUCAAGCGGAUGGGAGGGGAUCAUGGAGGAGACUGGACCUGGAGGAUCACCGCCAAACAGCAUAGCUCUGCUCCUCAAGCACCCGUCAUCUCCCUGAUGUUUUACGCAGCAGCAGACACACAGGGCUCACUAGAGGCUCACGUGGAGGAGAGAAACCGCCUCGCAUCCAUCACUGGUUUCUCAGAGGAGCUUGGCAACUUCAAGAUCACCUUCCGUAAGCCUGUGACUGGGGAAUUAUCCAGUGCUAAAUAUGCCAGUUACAACUAUCUUCAGACUGUGUCUCCUGGCUUGGAGAAGCUGACUGACAUUGUGAAGCACAGUCUGAAUCACAGGUUUGUCUACAACCUUCCCUCUGGUGAGAAGAGGCAUUACAUUGCUGUAGACACCUACAAGCCUCCCCAUCACCAAAACCAACAGAAACCUGCUGACACAAGGAAAGAGAGUGACUUUGUGGUUCACCAGGUGACGAUUCAGACACCGUUCCAGAUCGAAGUUCUGUUUGAGUCUGGAAGCUUCCAUGAUCGUCCCAACCAAUUGGUGGGCUCGAUCAUGACACAGGAGCUGGAGAAGAGGAAAGCUGAGUUUGACGCGAAGUUUGAGAGGACUUUUGGGCUUGCGAGCAAAGGUUUUAGCCAGGCACACAUUAAAUUUGCCAAGGCAGCGCUCAGCAACAUGUUGGGUGGAAUGGGCUAUUUCUAUGGCCAGUCAGUUGUGCAGUCAGUCUACAAUGAGUACCCACUCCUGUACCCUGAAGGUGCUUUAUUCACUGCUGUGCCAUCGCGUUCUUUCUUCCCCAGAGGAUUCCUUUGGGAUGAGGGCUUUCACCAGCUGCUGCUGAGUAAGUGGGAUCCCCAGGUGACAAGGGAGGCUAUUGCCCACUGGAUAGAUCUAAUGAAUAUGGAGGGCUGGAUCCCUCGUGAGCAGAUCCUUGGAGAUGAGGCUCGCAGUAAGGUCCCAGCUGAGUUUGUAGUUCAGCGGAACGAGAAUGCCAAUCCACCUACUCUUUUCUUAGCUCUUCAGGAACUAAUUGAACAGCUCUCUGCUAAUCCAGACGAGGCAGCUUUCCAACCAACUUUGCCUUUCCUCCGCCGGCUCUUCCCCAGACUGAAAACCUGGUUUGAAUGGUACAACACCACGCAGACAGGACCCCUACCCAACUCCUACCGCUGGCGUGGGCGGGACAAGGACACCAAUCUGUUCCUCAAUCCCAAGACCUUGACCUCUGGGUUGGAUGACUACCCUCGAGCAUCACACCCCUCAGCAGAUGAGCGGCAUGUGGAUUUACACUGCUGGAUGGCCUUGUCCUCAGGCAUUAUGGCUAGUGUAGCUCGGCUCCUAGGCGAGCCUUAUCAUGACUACGAACUUUCCUACCAAGUGCUCAGUGACAACAGCUUGCUGAAUGAGCUCCACUGGUCAGAACAACUCCGUGCUUUCAGUGACUUUGGCAACCACACUCAGGCCGUAUCUUUGCAGCAGGAGAAGGUGUAUGUACCUCCUGGACAACCUCGUCAUCAGUUCCCAGUGGCUCGCCUUGUGCGCUCAGUCCGCAGGGCCCCCAAGCUGCAGUAUGUUAAUGCUCUGGGUUAUGUUAGCUUGUUCCCCUUCUUACUGCACAUCCUCCAACCUGACUCACCCAAGCUAGAACAUAUCUUCCGAGACAUGAGAGACUCCAGUAAGCUGUGGACACCCUACGGCCUGCGCUCACUCUCUAAGGCUGAUCCCUUGUAUUUGAAGCGAAACACAGAACAUGAUGCCCCCUACUGGAGGGGCCCAAUUUGGAUUAACAUCAACUACUUGGCAGUGAGAGCUCUCCAUCACUACAGUAACACAGAAGGGCCAUACCAAGAAAAGGCAGCUGCUCUUUAUGAAGAACUCAGGACUAACAUUAUCAAUAAUGUUUAUAGACAGUAUGUGGAAACAGGAUAUAUCUGGGAACAGUACAAUGACAGCACUGGCAGGGGCCAAGGAAGCCACCCGUUCACUGGCUGGUCUGCACUGACAGUAUUAAUGAUGGCUGAACAGUACUAAUACUGUAGAUUUCAUCUCAUUUUUUUGAAGAUACCAACCUUCAUUUAUCUGGAUGUGACUGAAACAACACCAGUGUUAUAGAAAUAUGACUUGUCUAGUUUUUAAAAUUCUAUUGACAAGAUCCAGCUGAAAAACAGGCAUUUAUGAUCUCAUUUCCACAUUUAACCUUUUAUUGACAUAACAGGUUUUUCACAGGUAUUCUCUGAAGGGCAAUUUCAAACAAGUGUAAGUGCAGCUACCCUGACUUUGCUGUGUACUUAAGAUGCAUUUUACUUAAUGAAAUCAUGUCACAGACACCUUCACAUGCCUGCACCUUCACUGCUUCAACCUGCAAUCUUUAAUGUGGAAAAUGAAGACUGGCAUAGACAGUCAUUUACUUUUCUUUUAACAUGCAGGAAACUUGUGGUCCACCUCUCUUAGGGAGGAUUCAUGCUUUCCCACUAGAUGUGAGGACAAUUUUAAAUGGACAACUGUUGACAGAUUUGUCACAAGUUUCUUGAAAAAUUUGUGCAUAAAUCAGCAAGUUGUGCUUUCACUUGACAAAUAAGGGACUUCAUCGUUACAUGUGCCAUUUUCUAUUUAAUCUAUCAUACAUCCUUGUUUCUCUGUCUUAAUGAAUGAUCAUUUUGAUAUUUAAUUGUUUUGCUCAGCAUCUCUGAAAUUACUGCUUCUAAAAGCAGCCCUAUUUUGUAUACACAGCCUGUGAUUUGACUGGCAGGGAACAUUGGUGACAUUGGUCUUGUUUUGUUAAAAACAAUAAAAACGGUUUAAAUAUUU